This is a messenger RNA of Mytilus trossulus (common blue mussel), 2050 nucleotides long. RefSeq lists its product as uncharacterized. The transcript is spliced from 8 exons. Gene Ontology annotation, cellular component: cytoplasm. Bases 69 to 1715 code for a protein of 548 amino acids. NCBI's taxonomy places the organism in Eukaryota, Metazoa, Mollusca, Bivalvia, Mytilida, Mytilidae. The record is from RefSeq and is a predicted model, not a curated record.
CUUACGAAAUUAACAAGUGAUGGGAAAGACAGUGUAGCAGAUAAAGACUAAUUUUCCUAAUAUUGACAAUGUUUAAGGCAUUAGAUAAAGUGAACUAUAACACACUGAACCUAAACAAACCUAAGGAACCAGUCAAAGAGAUAAUUAAACCAAUUUCAUUGGUUCAGAUUAGUUGCCGUGUGAUCAACAGAUGUGAUGGAUUGACCAAUCAUGCGAUACGUUGUGUACCAAUACACUUAGCAGCAGAUUUACUCAGGGCAGCAAUAGAGAAGGCACAACCUAAUGCUAUCAGUGCUAUCAUAUCAAACUGGCCACAUACAGAAUUAUGUUUUAAGGAUAUAUUACCACCCAAGCACCAUGAUAUUUUUGAGGAAGAAAUGGGCCAUGAUUUGGUAGUGUUCAGAGGUGUGAUCAACAGAACUAAAUAUUGUAAACUCAAAUCUAUUGACUUCAGAGGACUUAAACUAAAUGGAACUUUCUGCAAGCUGAUAGUACAGAUGUGGCCUAUUUUGUCUUUAAAGAAAUCACAACAGAAAACAAAGAAUUUAGUGAAAACAAUAGUCAAAAAUGCUGGUGUGAAAAGAAGUCGUUUAACAGAUGAAAUUUUGCCAAAAAUGUUGGAAGAUCUGCUGUGUCACGAGAUGGUUAAAAAUUCUACAUUCUCUAUAUACAUUCCUAAAGGAGAGAAAAUGACUGUUAAGAUGGACAACUUACAGUUUUCUACAAACAGGACAUUCUUCAUGGAUUACCUCAUAUGUAAUGGACUACGGUCAAUAACACCUUUGUCUAUUUCUGUGUCUAAUAUUUGUAUCAAGUCUGAUUUAAUGAUUGGAGAUGAUGUAAUGGACUGCUUAGCCCCUUUUAUUGUCUUGAGAGGCUUGGACCCAGAGAACAUUGAAGGAAUUGAGCUGAAGCAACUUGAAGAGGGAAUUUUCUUUCUCGUAGCAUCAGACCUUCAGAAAUUUAAAAACGUUAGGGCAUUAGAUCUUCAAGACUGUAAUAUAUAUUUACAGGAAGGUCGAACGAGAAGUAGAACAGCAUUACGGAAUAAAAUAGUGGAAACUUUGAACUGUUUCUCGAACUUAAUUCGAUUGGAUCUAAGCUUUAAUUACCUUCUAGGUUGUCUUGGUGAGAUAUUAACAGCAUUAAAACAACCCCUGGAAUUUCUCAGUUUACGGGGCUGUGACUUGAAUGAAAAUGACCUGUCAUGUUUGACUAAGUCUCAACAUGCAAUUCACUUAAAGGAACUUAAUUUAAGUAAAGUGUGCCAAUUUUCUAUCUAUGACAAUGAUAGGAUAUCGCCUAUGUUUUUGUUAAAGAUCACAAAACAUUUUUCAAAUGUGAAAAUUCUUAGCCUAGCACAGAAUCAUUUACCAGAUGCUUCAGUGUCGGAAUUUUGUCAUAUUUUACGCCAUGAUUUGAAAUACCUUAAAGUUCUGGACAUUGCAGGAAAUAUACUGACAGAAGAGAAUUUAACAGACAUUACAAAAGCUCUAGCUCACAUUAAAUCAAUGCAGAAAUUCCGUCUGACUUGUACAAACAAUUUAUUAGAAGAUGCAAUGGGGCCUCUUGACGGUGGAAAUAAUCAAGAAGAUCUGAAGAAGAAAUUUUGUGGUGUUCUAUCCUGUCUUGGUCGGGAUGAUAUAAUCGUGGACAUUGUUCGGCUUUCUUAUGCAAUAUUUGUGGACUUAGUGGAUAUCAUGGACCCGGAGUGACUUUAAUGGACCCGGAGUGAAAAAGUCAGUCUGUUCAUAUGCAAUAUUUAUACAGUUGGUUCAUAUAAUGGAACCAGAGCAGAUUAAAUAUGUCAAAGACAGAUCGGAAAGUAUUUUUUAAAGGGAGUAAAUGAAUUUGUGUGACAGUAGAGAGGAUGCAAAUCUGGUUUGAUUUUUCAAUAGGACGCAUGUGCAAUUAUUCCAUUUAUUGUAAAGUGAGAACUUUUGGAGUAUUCACAGCUGACAUUUAUUUGGAAUAGGAUAUUUGUCAUGCAGAACCAUCAUUUCUAAUACAAAUAUAACAGUGCAAAAAAUGUCAGUUGUCAUAUGAAUUU